Messenger RNA from Daucus carota subsp. sativus, 498 nucleotides. RefSeq lists its product as uncharacterized. Lineage: Eukaryota; Viridiplantae; Streptophyta; Magnoliopsida; Apiales; Apiaceae. The coding region runs from base 1 to 498 and encodes 165 amino acids. The transcript has a single exon. The record is from RefSeq and is a predicted model, not a curated record.
AUGGCAGUAGUCUAUGCAGAACAAGAACAAGCCAUAACUCAAUCUGCAUUUACUUCACAACCCCCAAGAUUUUCCAUAAGAUUUAUGAGCAAAAGAACAACAUGGGUAAUUCUUUUCAUUUUUGUAUCUGUCAUGCUCUUAUCUUCUUCUUGGAACCUCCUCAACUCUGUAUCUUUUUGGUAUGAUUCUUCGGUUUCAACCCCAUCAGACUCACCUCUGUGGCCGGCAAUUUAUGCGUCGAUGGCGCUGGGGCUGAUCCUUGGCCUUGUUGCAUUGCUGGCUGCCUUGGCCGUGCUGGUUCCGGAGACUCUCAUGGUCUGGAUCACAGUGCUUGUUUUGUUGAAUUUUUGUAGGAUGCCUGGGAAAACUUUGGUGCUUGAAGGGAAGAAGCUGACUGGUGAGAUGGCUUGUGUUGUGUUGAAAGUUCUGAUUAGAGAAGGCAAGUUUUUUGUAGCUGUUUGUGCUGUUUUAGCCUUUGGGUUACUUUGCUCUUGUUAG